GUCUAGCUUCUUCUUAAUUAAUUACAUAUAUCACUCCAUAUUAACAUAUUCUCUUCACUCAACACACAUGUACCCAGGAUUCUAAAAUUCAGAAAUUCGUCUUAUAAAUUAAGAAAAUGACAGCCAAGAGGUUUGCUGAUCACAAACCGGACCACAGCCAAUAUCCGGAGAAUGAAAGACGUCGUCUGAGAGCUAGACCGUCUUUGGCUUCUGCAAUAGGGGAAGCAGUAAAGAUGAAUUUUGUUCAGAAUUUCUGUGCAGCUUUGGAGCCGAUGCUACGAAGAGUGGUAAAUGAGGAGGUCCAGAGAGAAUUAAGAAGAAUAACACAAUCUAACACUAUGUCAAAUUCGUUGCAUAUCAAUGCACUCGAACCCUCGACGCUGCAACUUAAAUUCAGAAAGAAUCUUAGUCUACCAAUUUAUACAGGCACUAAAAUACUCGAUGAAGAUGGAAACCCUCUUGAAAUAUAUCUAUUUGACGUACGUAAAAACCAAGAAUCGACGAUUUCUUGUGCUUUCAAGUUACAACUUGUUGUCAUAGAUGGGGAUUUUCCUUGUAUAGAAAGGAACACAUGGACGAAGGAUGAGUUUGAAAAGAAUAUUGUAAAGGAACGAAAUGGCAAAAGGCCAUUGCUUGCUGGGGAUGUUAUUGUUACCAUGAGAGAUGGUGUUGUUUCGGUAGGCGAUAUUGAAAUCACUGAUAACUCAAGCUGGAUACGAAGCAGAAAGUUCCGGAUUGCAGCCCGUGUUGUUCAAGGAGAAACUUCCGGAUAUGUAAUACAUGAGGCCGUGACUGAAGCCUUUACAGUUAAAGAUCAUCGUGGUGAAUUGUACAAGAAGCAUCACCCACCAAUGCUUGGAGAUGAUGUGUGGCGCUUAGAGAAGAUCGGAAAAGAUGGAGCAUUCCAUAAGAAGCUCGCUGCAAAUGAUAUCAAAACCGUACAAGAUUUCUUAAAGCAUUUGGUUGUCAAUGAAGCUAAACUUCGAAAGAUUUUAGGGCUUGGAAUGUCCGAUAAAAUGUGGGAAGUUACAAUAAAGCAUGCAAGGAAUUGUGUACUUGAUUGCAAGCUCUAUAUAUCACGCGGACAUGACCAUACCAUCUUCUUGAACCAAAUUUGUCAAGUGGUCAAAGCUGUAAUCAAUGGAGAAACAUUCAUUGGCAAAGAGCUUUUAAGCCUAAACAAGGUUAUGCUCCAAAAAUUUGUUCACGAGGCUUAUCUAAAUUGGAACUCUUUAGAAGUAAUUGAUGGUACUUUGAUUGACACUGAUCCUCUUCUAACGCAAGGUGUUAAUUAUGGUGGAUCGUCACCAAUACCCCAGUAAAAACGGGUCGACCACAAAGAUGCAUCACGACAAGGUUUUCAGAUAGAUCAUAAGAGCAAGCUGGUAGCAUUCAUGCCAUUUGAGGCUUACAACUUCACGAAGAGCUAAUCGAUCUGAAGGGAAAAUGUACUAAAGAAACUUAAUUACAACCUCAACAACAGAUGAUGCAUUCAGUUUCAAGAAACAUACAAUUGCUUAAACUUAAUAUAUAUUUGUAUAUAGUUAUAUACUAAUAUAGCCGCCUCAUUAAGAGUCAA
Erigeron canadensis is the source of this 1579-nucleotide messenger RNA. Its product is annotated as protein SAR DEFICIENT 1. NCBI's taxonomy places the organism in Eukaryota, Viridiplantae, Streptophyta, Magnoliopsida, Asterales, Asteraceae. Gene Ontology annotation, cellular component: nucleus. Gene Ontology annotation, molecular function: sequence-specific DNA binding; DNA-binding transcription factor activity; calmodulin binding. The coding region runs from base 117 to 1322 and encodes 401 amino acids. The record is from RefSeq and is a predicted model, not a curated record. The transcript has 7 exons. Gene Ontology annotation, biological process: regulation of salicylic acid biosynthetic process.